AUGAGAUUUUACGAUACUAAGGCGGAAAAAUCGUACGUUAAUCCCACAAAAAUUGAGGCGAUUUUCCGGUUAUGUGUACGUUUGAAAUCAAACUUUGAGAGGGCUGACAGUGUAAAAUUGAUAAGUUCACAUUUAACAAAAGAAGUGAUGGAGCUCUCAGCACUUGCCCCAACACGUACACGCAGACAGCAAGUCCACCUUACAACCAAUGCCACAUGGUCUAAGGAGGAAGAUGCUCUUCUAACACAAAUUGCUUCACAAUCAGAAACAGUUGCGUGGAGUUCAAUUGCUAAAUUCUUCCCCAACAAGACCGCACCACAACUUGCAGGCCGUUGGGAAAAAGUUCUUAACCCUUGUUUGAUCAAAGGUUCAUGGACUAGAGAAGAAGACGAAAUUAUCUUAAAAUACGUAGCUGAAAACGGAGAUAAAGAUUGGGCAAAGCUUGCUCUCUUACUCCGUGGACGCACAGGAAAACAAUGCCGCGAACGCUUCAAAAACCAUCUCGAUCCAAACGUCGCAAAGGUAGCAUGGACAGAAGAAGAAGAUAAACUACUUAUCGAAUUACAUGAGAAAAUGGGCAACUGCUGGACUAAGAUUGCUACAUUCUUCGAAGGCAGAACAGAUAAUUGUAUCAAGAACCGUUGGAACAGUACUUUGAAAAAGAGACUCGAAAGAAUGAAGAAGGGUGAGCCACUCGUUAUGAAACGUGGUAGAAAACCAAAAGGUUACUAUGAUAACAUUCCAAAACCAGAUCUUUCAAAUAUCAACAACAUUGAUUUACAAUUAUCACCUGUUUGCUCAUCUCCUGUUCAUCCACCUCAGAGACUUUCAGUCAUUGAACUUGCUCCUUUGACAGAGACGUUACCAAUCUUCAAACAGAAGAAAGUAGAUGGUCCUCGCGAGAUGCUUACAUUAGAGCAGAAUCGCCUUGAUCUUCAGCGUAUGUUGCAAGCUGCACUUGCUUAA
Trichomonas vaginalis G3 is the source of this 966-nucleotide messenger RNA. Its product is annotated as RNA polymerase II transcription regulator recruiting protein. Bases 1 to 966 code for a protein of 321 amino acids. The record is from RefSeq and is a predicted model, not a curated record. The transcript has a single exon. Gene Ontology annotation, cellular component: nucleus. Gene Ontology annotation, biological process: regulation of DNA-templated transcription. Lineage: Eukaryota; Parabasalia; Trichomonadida; Trichomonadidae. Gene Ontology annotation, molecular function: DNA-binding transcription factor activity, RNA polymerase II-specific; RNA polymerase II cis-regulatory region sequence-specific DNA binding.